AUGGAGAAACUUGGUCAACCGCUGCCCAACAAAGUACACAUGGUUGACGUACGAAACAACAUAUGGAGCGUGAGGACGGCCAAAAUCGGCGACUGUUGGUACUUAGUCAACGGCUGGUCAAAAUUCGCACGCGACAAUUUUCUAUCGACGGGCGAUCUUUUGGUGCUCGACUACUACCAUAAGGGCUGGUUCAGCAUAGGAAUUUUCGGGCCGUGGGGUAACCAAAGACUUGUGCUCGGCCCAAACAAGGUUCGUAUAAUUAGUGCUCAUGCGCACGAACAAGUCUCCAAUAAUGACGAUGAUAAUGAUGAUGAUGAAGAUGCUGAUGCUGAUACUGAUACUGAUUCUGAUACUGAUGAUGAAGAUGAGAGCGAGCAAGAAGCGCGCGAAAGAGCUAUAAAUGGUGGAACUGAAAGCAGUAAAACUAUACAACGUCGGAAAAUAUAUGAUAAUGUAUGCAACGGGUCGGAUAUAUUCAGCUCUGGACAGGCACAACGCCCCAAAAAUCCUUACUUUGUCACGAAAGUAAUGCCCAAGCGCAAAUCGUACUUGUUCAUCCCGAGGGAAGUAGUCCGCGACUAUGGCCUGAACCUCCAGCAAGAUAUCACGCUGGUGGAUCCUCGUCGGAGGGAAUUUCCGGCAAGGUGCCUGAUGUGGAAGGACGGGAGGAGGGUCGUCUCUGGCGGGUGGAGGAUUCUGUGCAAUAUCAACCUAGUCAGAGAGGCUGACGUCAUCAUUUGUGAGUUCGUACGAGGCAGCGGCGGCCGCCAAUUCAUUCAGAUUAGUUUUGUGCGGGCGUAG
Striga hermonthica is the source of this 801-nucleotide messenger RNA. Lineage: Eukaryota; Viridiplantae; Streptophyta; Magnoliopsida; Lamiales; Orobanchaceae. The record is from the annotation of a GenBank genome assembly.